AUGAAGACUGUGAUUCGAUAAACACACAUCUUGAUUCUACAUUAUGUUAAUCACACCAUACUACUAGUUCCACUGACUGUUCAUCAUUUAAACAUGACUGUAUAUUAUUAGAUUAUUGGACAGUCCAUUCGUCAAAUAUUGAACAUUUAAAAAAUAUACUAUUGACUUCGCUUGCCAGUGAUCCUGGGAAUCUGUCAUUGGAUUGACCUAAAAAUAGGAACAAGUACUAUUGGAAAAACCAAACUUACAAUUGCACUAUAAAGGACGAAUUAGGUUAAAAUAAGUCGAUACCUACUUUGGAGAAACGUCGAAAGAAGUGGAAGGUAUAAAGGAAUUGAAAUACGGGACAGAAGUAAAGAGACUGACAAAAAAGAAAAUGGAUGCAUUAGGGGUAUAUGAAGUGGGAGAAGGCGCGUCCGACCGGCCUAAGGCGUCGACUUGCGAUUACUUCAGAGAAAACAGUGCGAACGCAGAAAGGUAAAAGGUGGAGCAUAAAAACUUGCUUGCGAAUAACACAAAUCCUUUUGUUGGAAUAAACAUGGAAAAUGAUGGGUACACUUCGGCUUCCGUAACUUCCUCGAGACAAACGGUCGCCGAAAACCGUGAGGAAUGGACAUGUAGACGUGCGUGUUUGGUUAUAGCAGUGAGCGCCGUUAUAGGAUGUCUGCUGUCAUGGACCGUUCUUAUACCAGUUUUCUACAUGAGCAGAUCGUCCGCUUCUGCCGAGCCUAUCUUAAAUUCGUCGGUCAAUGAAAUGACAGCUUUGCAGAAGCCCUGGUAUGAACCAUAUACGGACAAUGCAGAUCAUAGCAAACCAAUCGGAAGAUUUGUCCUCGAUCAGCAGACAUUGAUGGACAGUGGUUUCCUACGAUGGAAGGGAUCGGAGCAGACAGUAGGCUCCCGCGUGCUGCCGAGCCCGAACGAAUCCUGUGUGGUAGCGCCGGAAGCCGGACUCUACAGGGUAUACUCACAGAUCACUUUCGCAUUUGACGGGCGGACACACCGGUCCGAGGUUGCGCACAGCGUCCUAGUGCGAACGGGUGAUGACGAGUACAUGGUGCAGAAAAAGUUAAUCAGCGUUCCUUUCAGAGACCCCAAACUUUCGAAGCGCCAUCAGACAAUGGACCCCAGUAACCUCAUAACGUCCGCGAAAGUCGCCACCGACGACCGCAUUUGCAUAUUGGUCAGCCCGGUGGGUCUUGUGUACAAGUCACAGGUAGACAACGUACUUAUGGUAGUGAAAGAAGGUUGAAAAGAGGUUUUCGUUGGUACCGAGCCUUUUAGCACAGGAAAAGAACUGGUUGUGUUGCUACGUGACGCCUUCGCAUGGAAGGUGGGCAAAAGGCGGCGGAAGUUCCGCACUAUGUUACUGCUAUGUUCAGUCACGUUUUGAAACAGUGUUCAAUAUUUCACGGGUCCAUCUCAGCACAAUUUGAUGACACCGUUAGUGUAUUCUUUUAAAGUAAAAUAAACUACGAGUUUGGUGUUAAAGUAGGCUGAGCAAUCGCAAGUGAAAAACACACAUUAUACACACGCUUAUUUAUAUACAUUUAACACGAAACACCUUUCCUGGGUAAAUACUCGAUCCUCAACUUUUUGGAGCAUUUACUUUAUACAAAUAUUGCUCCCUUUAUUUAUUGGGAUUCACUAUAUUGCAUUUAUCGGUAUCUAUUCUAAGCAGAUCUACCUCAUGUUUUUAUAUUUGAUUUUUUGUAAAAUUUACUUUUUAUUUUUUGUAUAAAUCUGUUUUAUUUCUAUACCUUGAUCAUUAUAGUUGAACAAUAAUUUAUAUACUCGAUAACUGUUGUUGUUAUUUUUUUGUCUUAUUUAAGAAAACUUUCCUUAUUACAUACAUGAAUAUAUAAAAAAAAACAUGUUAGCUUUAUUUUUUACGGCAUUGUAAGAAAUCUUCGUUUUAAAUAAGGCCAUGACAUUGUAAGAAAUGAUUGUAUUAACAAAGGCCAUGACAUUGUAAGAAAUGAUUGUAUUAACAAAGGCCAUGACAUUGUAAGAAAUGUUUGUAUUAACAAAGGCCGUGACAUUGUAAGAAAUCUUUGUUUUAACAAAGGCCAUGAGAAAUGUUUGUUUUAACAAAGGCCAUGACAUUGUAAGAAAUGAUUGUAUUAACAAAGGCCAUGACAUUGUAAGAAAUGUUUGUAUUAACAAAGGCCAUGACAUUGUAAGAAAUGUUUGUUUUAACAAAGGCCAUGACAUUGUAAGAAAUGUUUGUAUUAACAAAGGCCAUGACAUUGUAAGAAAUCUUUGUAAUAACAAAGGCCAUGACAUUGUGAGAAAUCUUUUUAUCACAUGCUACACCUUGUUUCCGGUUUAAUAUAACCAUCACGUAUUUUUUUAUAUUACACAUGUGUAAUAUAACAUUGCUCUUCAUCUAUUGGUCAGAAAAUAUAUCGCUCCGCAUUUAUAUAAAAAGUUAAUUGGCAAAAAGGAACUGCUAAUUGGUAAUAUUCCUGUAUACCAAACCUUCAAUUCUUAUUUUAUUUCUAUAAUAAAUAUUUGUUUUGUUAGAGUAGUUGAAUUUCUUUCUAAAUAUUAAGAGGAUAACAAAGUAUGUCGUCUUGAUAUCUUGAAAAAGCAAAUUUAGAAGCGUCCAAAAUUUAGUUUAUUUUAACCGAAAAUGAACAUAAACAUUAUGACGUCACAUCUACUAGAUGACGUCAUGAUGUUUAUGUUCACUUCCGGUAUAACAGAAAGAAAGAUUUCGUUAAAAUUAAAGUGUUUACAGUGUGAUUUUUACUGGAUAUCAUCUGAGAAUGCAUUCUUAAAUAAACGGAAUUAAAACGA
Mya arenaria is the source of this 2802-nucleotide messenger RNA. RefSeq lists its product as uncharacterized. Gene Ontology annotation, cellular component: membrane. The record is from RefSeq and is a predicted model, not a curated record. Gene Ontology annotation, molecular function: tumor necrosis factor receptor binding. Lineage: Eukaryota; Metazoa; Mollusca; Bivalvia; Myida; Myidae. The transcript has 5 exons. The coding region runs from base 539 to 1252 and encodes 237 amino acids. Gene Ontology annotation, biological process: immune response.